UGCAGUCUCCUGGACAUGGCUGACGACGGCGGCUGGAGGCCGCCGCGCCCCUGCGAGGCCUACCGCGCGGAAUGGAAACUCUGCCGCAGCGCCAGACACUUUCUGCACCACUACUACGUCCACGGAGAGCGGCCGGCCUGCGAGCAGUGGCGUCGCGACCUGAUGAGCUGCCGAGACUGGGAGGAGCGCCGGAGCGCGGACGCCCAGCGGUCCCUCUGUGAGAGUGAACGUGCAAGAGUCCAGGCUGCACAGAAGCACUCCCUGGUGUGGACCCCAAGGCAGAGCCCUCCUACAGACUGGCACCUCCCUCUGCAGGAGGAGAAAGACAAGUGAUGAGGCCCUGCACAAUCUCCUCUGGUCAGUUCCAAGUGUGAUCGAUCCUAAGGACUCUUAACUGGCACAGUCUAUGGACCCCUGAGAGCUGCUUGGCUCAUAACAUGGUACCCGCCUUCUGCAGCCCUCUUUUCCCACCCCUCACACUGGUGUAGGGGUGCCCUAUUCUGCUACAAUCAUAAAGAUAGUUGUGCCCACCACACCAUUUCCAGGAAGCCAGCUCUCUGAGCCUCUAGGUCAGGCAGGUUUACAAUCCAACCCACCCCCCGAGGCCGGGGACAACAGCACAAAAAAUGGUUGCCCUGAGGCCUAGAAUUCCAAGUAAUCUUUUGAGUGGUGACCAUGAGCUGUGUGGACAUAUGACAGGGCAGAAUAAGGUAGCUAAGUGGUUGUGCUACAAUGGCUGGCUUUCCUGGCCCUUGGUGAUGAUCAUGCAAUGCCAGUUCACAGUUGGCAGAGUCCCAUGACAGUUCCUCUGUGUCCAGGCAGCCUCUGGACCUGCAUAUUGCAUUGCUUCACUUCACAAUAGGCCCCUUGGAAACUAUAGUUUUUAAAUGCACACAGCUACACAAUAUGCAAGUUUGCAUAACAUGGAUUCCUGACUUAAGAAACAAAUACAAGUCACAUGGAAUUUUGAUCUCCUUCCCUCAACAUUUUCCUGGUUGUUUUUU
Molecule: messenger RNA, 1004 nt
Organism: Condylura cristata (star-nosed mole)
Lineage: Eukaryota; Metazoa; Chordata; Mammalia; Eulipotyphla; Talpidae
Gene: CUNH22orf39
Product: chromosome unknown open reading frame, human C22orf39
Exons: 3
Coding region: 16-333 (105 amino acids)
Source: RefSeq, a predicted model, not a curated record